AUGGCGUACUCUCCAACCACUCAAACAUCCCCUUCAUCUUCUUCUUCUUCGCCUCCAUGGGAUGUUUUUCUCAGUUUCCAUGGCGAGGACACCCGCAAGAGUUUUACUGCCCAUCUGUAUACUGCUUUGAAACAAAGAAGCCUUUCUACCUUUAGGGAUGACAAAGAACUGGAGAGAGGAAAAUAUAUAUCUCAAGAACUCUUGAAUGCAAUUGAAAACUCCAUGUAUGCGGUCAUCGUUCUCUCACCAAACUAUGCUUUUUCGAGAUGGUGCUUAACUGAACUGGCCAAGAUCAUGGAACGCAUGAAAAAGACGAGGUUGAUAAUUUUGCCAGUUUUCUAUCACGUGGAUCCUUCUCACGUGAGAAAUCAGAAAGAAACUUUUGUAGAAGCUUUUGCUAAACAUGAAAAUGAUCCCAGGAUUGUCGUAGAUGAUCUGCAAACAUGGAGAUCGGCAUUGCAUAAAGUGGGCCAUAUCUCCGGAUGGGAUUUACGCGAUGGGUAA
Juglans regia (Persian walnut) is the source of this 504-nucleotide messenger RNA. Its product is annotated as TMV resistance protein N-like. Lineage: Eukaryota; Viridiplantae; Streptophyta; Magnoliopsida; Fagales; Juglandaceae. Bases 1 to 504 code for a protein of 167 amino acids. The transcript has a single exon. Gene Ontology annotation, biological process: signal transduction. The record is from RefSeq and is a predicted model, not a curated record.